Sorghum bicolor (sorghum) is the source of this 540-nucleotide messenger RNA. RefSeq lists its product as uncharacterized. The record is from RefSeq and is a predicted model, not a curated record. The transcript has 2 exons. The coding region runs from base 1 to 540 and encodes 179 amino acids. NCBI's taxonomy places the organism in Eukaryota, Viridiplantae, Streptophyta, Magnoliopsida, Poales, Poaceae.
AUGACUGACUGCAAGCCUUGCUCCACUCCGGUUGACACACAGCGCAAGCUCUCAGAGGCCGAGGGCACCCCAGUGACAGAUCCCACUGCAUAUCAGAGUCUUGCUGGUGCACUUCAGUACCCCACCUUCACCCGGCCAGACAUCACCUAUGCAGUUCAGCAAAUAUGUCUACAUAUACAUGAUCCCCAAGAGCCACACCUCACUGCUCUCAAGCGGAUCCUUCGCUAUCUCCGCGGCACCAUCGACUUCGGCCUCCUCUUUUACCGGCGGUCGUUCUCCACCGAGCUCGUCGUCUACACUGACGCCGACUGGGCCAGGUGUCCGGACACUCGUCGCUCCACCUUCGGCUACGCCGUCUUCCUAGGCGGCAACCUGGUGUCAUGGUCGUCCAAGCGCCAGCCGGUCGUCUCUUGCUCUAGGGCCGAGGCGGAGUACCGCGCUCACCAGAGGACUAAGCAUGUGGAGAUCGAUCUAUACUUCGUCCGUGAUCGGGUCGCCAUCGGCGAUGUUCGGGUCCUCCACGUCCCGACCACCUCCUAG